Yamadazyma tenuis ATCC 10573 is the source of this 1515-nucleotide messenger RNA. It is a transcript of the gene REX3, whose product is annotated as RNA exonuclease. Gene Ontology annotation, molecular function: exonuclease activity; nucleic acid binding. The record is from RefSeq and is a predicted model, not a curated record. Gene Ontology annotation, cellular component: nucleus. NCBI's taxonomy places the organism in Eukaryota, Fungi, Ascomycota, Pichiomycetes, Serinales, Debaryomycetaceae.
AUGUUUAAACUCAAUGACAAUCACUUCAGUAAAGUCAACUGCCCGAACCAUCGAGCUGGUCACACGUGCGAUAUCCUCAACUGUCUUUUCCGCCAUCCGGAACCCGCGUCAGGCGCUACAAAACGAUCCAUAAAUGACGAAGAAACGGGUUUUAGUGACAACAAACGUCAAAACGUAUCCACCUCCGACGAUGUGCUCGUGAUAUUACCCCGACCAGUUACCCACAUUGAAAUCCCGCGUCCCGAACGAGUCGUCAAUAUCAAACGUAUUGCUAACACCCUCACCACCGCAACUCCACAAAGAGAUGCCAUUGCUAAAGAACUCGAGAUUGCAGGCCAGUCCGAGUCACAUGAUCAGUACACCCAGAAAGUUGACUUGUUGUUGAACCCCGACAAACCAGUUCCACAGGACCCCGAAUUUGUGCUUCCCAAGCAUAUGAUAUCACCUCCAGCAACCAUUCAGGUCCGCAAACAGAACAUUUUGGAGUUGGUGAAAGCCAUCACCCAGAUGAACCCGACAUUCGAGACCCCUAAACUCAAGGCCAUCGACCUUGAGUUUAGUAUCGCAUCGUCCACAUCGAAGCACACGUAUAUGCACAGCAUCAAGCGGAAGAUAUAUGAGAUCAAGAAUCCUGCGAAGUUGCAAACACGCACCAAGGAAUUAACGGAUGACGACUGGUAUCGAGAGCUUGCAGCCCUUGUGAUCUCACUCGACACCCUCAAGAAGUACGGAUACAUCACUGAACCUCCCGAACCACAAACACCUGCUGCUACACAAAAGUGUAGAAGGUGCGGGCAUGAGUUUGAACUCGCCAAACAGAUGACACCCAUCCACUGUGCGUACCACUCGGGGAAGUCUGCCAAGCGAGAUAGGAAACGGGUGUACGGGUGCUGUGGUGCCGAGGUGGGAGAUAAUGAGAGCUCACCGUGUACAUCGUCGAGCCACCAUGUUUUUGGGUGGGAAACCGCCGGUGAGAAGCACCAUUUCUUACCAUUCCAAUACACCCACGAUAUUUACAAACCUAGUCCCACCGCGUAUAAAGCCAUUGGGAUCGACUGUGAGAUGGGCUACACGACUCAGGGGUUCGAGCUUUUGCGGAUCACUGCCAUGGAUUUUUUUUCGGGUGAAGAAGUAUUGGAUGUGCUCGUCAAGCCGCUUGGGGAGGUGGUGGAUUUAAACACCAGAUGGUCAGGAAUCGCCGAAAUCAAGGCCGAUGCUCUUAGUUUCGCCGAUCUGGUCAGAACCGUGGGUGAGAUAAUGGAUCCCAACACGAUCUUGAUCGGACAUGGGCUUGAAAAUGAUUUGAAUGCCAUGAGGCUCAUCCACCAUCGAGUGGUGGACACAGCUAUUUUGUAUCCCAAGCUCCAGACGCUGCCCACGUUUCGGUUCCCCCUCAAGUACCUCACUUUCAAGUACUUGGGACGUAAGAUCCAGGGCGGUGAACAUGAUAGUGGUGAAGAUGCGUUGGCAGCCAUUGACGUGGUUAAAUACUUUAUCAAGAAGGACUAUAGGUAA